CGCUCGCAUACAUCGUGUCGGCCUCCAGGACGCUCAUCAGUGGGGGAUCUGGGGCGACUUCAAGCGAAGUCCGUCGAACUUGUCAGAUGUCCGUUUGACAAUCACAAACACAUUUGAUAUGAAUCUGCCUAAUUCGAGCUCAUCAGGAGCUUCACAAACGAGCUUUGUGAUCUCCCAACAAGCAACGAUGAGUCCCCAAAUGGCCCCUCCGGAAUCUCCCGCUCCGACGACACCGAAUCUCUCUACCGUGGGCUCUACCCCCCCUCAUCCGUCUCCUAGUCCGCAUCUGACGAGUUCUCCUGCUCCUCCAAACCAGCUGGUUGUCACGUCACAGCAUCAAGCGACCAGUGCGAAUACUUUGCAGUUCACAUCGGCUGUGGUGUCUUCGGUUGGGAACAUGGUUCAGCAACCAACCGUGAUCCAAACAAUGGCCCAGGGUGGACUCCAGUUUCCUUCGCAGGUAUCGAUGCUCCCGCAGGGUCAACUCAAUGCAGGAGCGUACAUUCAAUCGAUAUACCCGACCGGGCAGCAGCCGAUGCUCCUCUCCUCCGCUGGAGGUUUGACGCUCCAACAAGCAGCGCUAGGCCAAGGGAUCACCGUUGUACAGAAUCCCCCGCAGAAGCUCGCCCAAAGCGGCGAUAACAAACAGUCGAUGAUGAAUCAGAACCAAACGAAAAAUGGUGCCGUCACGAGUCAAGCCGGACCGAACAAAGUCCAGAACAUGCCGCAGAGAUCUCAGUCGAAUCAGCAAAUUGUGACGGGACAAGGACAAUCGAUCAUAACGGGACAUCCUCAGACCCAGUUUGUCACUCAGUCCGGACCGAAUGGGCAGACGUUAUUCUAUAGCCCACUGGGGGUCCUUCCUCAAGGAAGCAUGGUUUCACAGAGUAUUCAAGCACAACAGAAUCAGAAAGGCGGUCAGCAGAAGUUCGUUGGUCAGCAGAAAGGUGCACAGGGACAACUUCAAAUCACCAGUGUUCAAAACUCCCCGUACCGACAUAUCAACCCCGGCCCAUCACAGCAGUUGAUCACCACUGGGGGUCAAUCCGUUCUGGGGCAGCCUCAGAUCAUCAGUCCUUUGCAAGCGUUCAACGCUUUUGGUCCUGGUAUUUCAUGGGCCGGUCAAUUACAAGGGAACCCAUUGCUGCAAUCUCCGAUCCUCAUUCGGAAUCAGCAUGACGGUAAUGUCUACAUCCAAAGCGCUCCCACCGCUCAACAGCAACAGCUGCAACCCAUGCAGGUCCAGCAGCAACUGCAAACAUCACAACAAGUGAAUCAGCAAGUUUCCACUGGUGUUCUGCCGAACGUUGUCCAUAGCGUUAGUCCUCAGACCUUGGUAGGAACCUCUCCUUUGAACCAAUCGACGCCGACGCUCCACAUUCCUAAUCCUCCCCUGACUCCUCAACAACAACAGCAACAACAACAACAGCAGCAGCAGCAGCAAGCGUCACAGUCCCAGCAACAAGCGCAGCAGCAGCUCGCGCAGCAACAGACGCAACAACAGGCACAACAGCAGGCGCAACAGCACAUGCAACAACAACGGCAACAAAUACAAGCCGGAAACCAAAUAAUGACGACCACCGUGCAGAGUCCUCUGAUUCAGCCCGGGAAUCAAAGGAUGCCUCGACCGCCCACACCGCAGCCUCAGCAACAGAUCGCUGUUGGGAUGAAAACCGCUAUGAACCAAGGGCUGAACCCACGGGCUCCUCGAGGAGCGGGUUCGCGACCCUCGUCUAACCAUCAGCUGACUGGAGUAUCGCCCGGAACCGAAAUCAAGGGGAGCGCAGCCGAUGAGAUAUCGAAACAGGAAACCAACGGGCUCGUUCAGGCUAUGAGAGUUGUCGCGCCGAUAACUGAGCCCCAGUCGAUGCUACCCGUUGCAACGGUCUCACCGAUGGACGCUAGUAUAUCACCCAUGCCUCCCAGAGUGACAGUGGUCACUCUGCCGGAUAUGCCCGAGCCGGAGAUCAGCACAUCUCCAGCCAUAGCAGCUCCUUUCCCUCAGGAAGGCGGAGAGGCACCAGAGAUGGAGGAAGCCUCGGAAAUCCUCACCCAUAUAAUCGAUGGAUACGUCAUCCGGGAAGGUCCGACUCCAUUCCCAGUGAGCAGACGAGCUCUUUUAUCCGAUGUUUUGCGAAGAGAACACGAAACACUUUUCGGCACCGACAAGGAGAGAAAACGGAAAGUCGAGAACAGCACCGAAGCAACCCUGCCAGAGACCGAAGGCGCUGUUCCAAACGACGAGAGAGUCGGUGAGAAUGCCUCUGCACCGGAGAGUGCUGCGAGGUCGCAGCAGAAGACGUCAAAUGAUGAAACUACUCCACAAAGAUCUGCUGAGGCUCAGAACGGCGAGAAAUUCGGAAAGAUCCCGAAAUUCUGGAACGUUCAAGAGGUUUUCGAGUUCAUCAACAGCAUUUCGGGAUGUGCGGCGUAUGCGGAGGAGUUCCGCGCUCAAGAGAUCGACGGGGAGGCGCUGCUCAUAUUGAAGGAAGAGAGUUUCGCGAAAAUAAAGAACAUGAAGCUCGGCCCAGCAGCGAAAAUUUGCAUGCGCCUGGACCAGUUGCUUUCCUGA
Molecule: messenger RNA, 2572 nt
Organism: Galendromus occidentalis (western predatory mite)
Lineage: Eukaryota; Metazoa; Arthropoda; Arachnida; Mesostigmata; Phytoseiidae
Product: polyhomeotic-like protein 2
Exons: 10
Coding region: 119-2572 (817 amino acids)
Biological process (GO): negative regulation of DNA-templated transcription
Cellular component (GO): nucleus; PRC1 complex
Molecular function (GO): histone binding; chromatin binding
Source: RefSeq, a predicted model, not a curated record